This is a messenger RNA of Fundulus heteroclitus (mummichog), 2265 nucleotides long. Its product is annotated as LRR and PCC domain-containing protein. The record is from RefSeq and is a predicted model, not a curated record. Gene Ontology annotation, molecular function: protein binding. The transcript is spliced from 2 exons. Lineage: Eukaryota; Metazoa; Chordata; Actinopteri; Cyprinodontiformes; Fundulidae. The coding region runs from base 66 to 1640 and encodes 524 amino acids.
UUUGCUUUCCAGAGCCACCCGCACCUUAUCUCAGUGCAAUGGGAUCGCUGUAACACACAGUAAAUAUGGACAAACAGUUGGGUCAGACUCUCCUUCUGGUGCUGCUUCUCUGCCAGAUAGGCACCAGCGACUGGCAGAACGUUUGUCCGUACAAAUGCCAUUGCUUCACUCCUCUUCAAGUGCUGUGUGCUGAAGAGAGGAUGUCCUCUUUCCCUAGGAACAUUUCCAGACAGGUCAGAGAGGUUAUUAUAAUGACAUCCUCUGUGUCGUACCUUUUCUCCCACUCACUGAUGGAGAGCCCACAGCUCACAAGGCUCAUUUUCUUAAACAACGCUCUGAGAAGCAUCCACUUGAACGCGUUCGAGCUUCUGACCGAGCUGCAGGAGCUGGAACUCAGCGGGAAUCCCCCGCUGGAUCAUCUCUUACCGGGGACCUUCUCAAAGCAGGAGAAAUUAACUAAGCUGCUACUCAACUAUAAUAGCUUUAAGACAGUACGUCCGGGGAUGUUUGAUUCUCUGAAACAGCUAGAAGUUCUGCAGAUGAAGAGCAACAUCUUGUCAGAUCUACCUCCGUUUCUUUUCCAGAACCUCAGCUCACUGCGCAUCCUGGAUCUCUCUCAAAACAAACUUCAAAAUGUCACAGGAGAGACCUUUUCUGGUCUGGCUAGUUUGGAGAUUCUCAAGUUGAGCAACAACCUCCUCAGCAACCUUACAUGUGACACGUUCCACAACCUUUCACACCUCACCGAGCUCCACUUAGAGUGGAACAGGAUAGCACAUCUUGAUGACGGCAUCUUCUCUACGUUGACUAAUCUGAGCGUGCUGAACCUCCAGGGGAACCUCCUGACAUCCUUCAGCGAUAAAGCGAUGGGAUCAGAGCCAACGAAUCUGAGGGUGCUGAAUCUGAAAGGCAACCGACUGACUGAGCUGUCCUUCCUGAGAAAUCUGAGCUCACUGACAGACCUCAUGUUGUCAGGUAACCAGCUUUCCAGCAUCACGGACAACCUUUUCAGAAGAUUAACCGCCCUAGAGAACCUGGACCUGUCUGACAAUCAGCUCACCUCUCUGCCUGAAGGGAUCUUUAAAAAUCUGUUGAGCAUCAAGGUGAUCAACCUCCACAAUAACAACCUGACCGAGGUGGACGCCAAACUCUUUGAGGACCAGAUUUUUGUUGAGCGGCUCUAUCUGUCUGACAACAAACUGGAGACACUCCCACUGGGUCUCUUGGACCAUUUUAUCACGCAGCACAUUGUGAGGCUUCAUGGAAACCCAUGGAGAUGCGACUGCCAGCUGUGGUACCUUCACGACUGGCUGCUGGACAACGGUCAGAACGUGGAGAUGUUGGACAUGAUGGCCUGUGAGAGCCCGUACUUUUUGAGAAAACGAACUGUGGUUUCCAUCCCCAGGGAUCAGCUGGUCUGUCUCCUGGCUGAGGACCAGACGCCUGAUCUGAACUCCUGCAGCCUGCAAAUAGUUAACAACACCAUGAUCAUCAGGUGCAAAGUGGAAAAAUGCUCCCCGGCGACGGUUAAAGUGCUGGUUCAAGAGGAAAAUGGUGGAGUCAGGGAGCACAUUUUGAGAAAUGCGUCUACAAAUUCUCAAUGCAGCAAGGAUUCACUGAAAGAGGGCACCAUCGAUUAGUGUAAAAGACUUUGUUCAGUGUGCAAAUUCUGUCUUCACACCAGGGGUCAAUGAUGUUUCCUGACUGUCAGUCGGCACUGUAAACAAAUCUCUUACUCACCAGCUGAUAACCAGUGAGCAGAAAUGCUGCUGGAUGACGAAGGGGUGGGUGAAGCGUGUCUUUUUAAUGUGCAAAGUUCAGCCUUUUUUUUUUAUUUAAGAUCCUGUAAUGGUGAACGAGCAACAUUAAAACGUGUUUUAAUGACCAGAACAGGUUGUCCUUUGAAUGCAAAUAGAUCAAACAUCACAGACAAAUCCCAUCUUUUUGCCAGCAGUGUUGCCAAAAACAUCGUUCAUAAGCUUGACAGCUGGUUCCUGCGAUUGGAGUUUGUACUAUGUAAUAAAAGAGACUAAGAGAGUAAAAUCCUGCUUUUAAAAUGUUUUCAUCAGAAUAUCAAGUAGAAGAUUCAACAGUAAACUGUAAAGACUAAAUUACAGGUAAUGUUCUGCAAAACAUUAUCUAAUGAUGCAGUGCACUGCAAAAGUAAUCACGCAAUCAAUGUAUUUUAGAGUGAUUUUGUGUGAGGUUCAAGAAAAAUUAUAUGUGGUUACUUAAAUUUUCAGAAAUAAAAGCCGGAAACUGCAA